ACCCGCAGGGCUCUGCGGGUGCUGGUGGACAUGGACGGGGUGCUGGCCGACUUCGAGGGAGGCUUCCUCAAGAAGUUCAGGGCCAGGUACCCCGACAAGCCCUACAUUGCCCUGGAGGACCGGAGGGGCUUCUGGGUGUCGGAGCAAUACGGGCGCCUGGGACCUGAGCUGAGUGAGAAAGCUAUCAGCAUCUGGGAAUCCAAGAACUUCUUCAUCGAGCUGGACCCACUCCCUGGGGCUGUGGAAGCUGUGAAGCAAAUGGCAAAUUUGGCAGACACCGACGUGUUCAUCUGCACAAGCCCGAUCAAGAAGUACCGCUACUGCCCUUAUGAGAAGUACGCCUGGGUGGAGAAACACUUUGGCCCCGAGUUUCUCGAGCAGAUCGUUUUGACGCGAGAUAAGACGGUGGUUUCUGCUGACCUCCUUAUAGAUGACCGACCUGAUAUAACAGGAGCCGAGCUGAACCCCAGCUGGGAGCACGUGCUCUUCACGGCCUGCCACAACAAGCACCUGCAGCUGAAGCCCCCCAGCCGCAGGCUGCAGUCCUGGACCGAUGACUGGAAGGCCAUUCUGGACAGCAAACGCCUGCCGCCCGGCCAGACUGCCUGA
Messenger RNA from Balearica regulorum gibbericeps (East African grey crowned-crane), 609 nucleotides. It is a transcript of the gene NT5M, whose product is annotated as 5',3'-nucleotidase, mitochondrial. Gene Ontology annotation, molecular function: 5'-nucleotidase activity. NCBI's taxonomy places the organism in Eukaryota, Metazoa, Chordata, Aves, Gruiformes, Gruidae. Gene Ontology annotation, biological process: pyrimidine deoxyribonucleotide catabolic process. Gene Ontology annotation, cellular component: mitochondrion. The record is from RefSeq and is a predicted model, not a curated record.